AUGCAGCACGUCACGACAACCCGCGAGGGCAACGUCUUCACCAUCACCAUGCACUGUGGCGAGGAAAACCGGAUGACGGUGGCAUUCUGUCGCGAGAUGAUAGCGGCCUUUAACAGCAUAAGGGAGACGCUGGGAAAUGGCUCUGCCGGAGCAGUCAUUGUGCAAGGAAGAAAUCCAAAGUUCUGGUGUACUGGAGCAGACUUGAAUGAACGAGAAGUGCGACCUCAUGCCAACACGGAAGGCUUCUACCCAAUGAUUCAUACCAUCUUGGACUUUCCCUUUCCGACAAUUGCACUGAUCAACGGACAUACCUUUGGAGGUGGUUGUGUGUUCGCGAUGGCGCACGACUACAGGGUCAUGAAUGGCGAGAGAGGGUUCUUGAGAAUGCCGCCUGUGGACAUUGGUUUACACUUCCCUGGCAUGGGGAGCCUUCUUCGCGCUAAAUUACACCCGAGAGUAGCGAGGAAAAUGCUGCUCGAGGCGCACAAAUUCACGGGCAAGGAAGCUCUAGAAGAUGGAAUAGUUGACUUGAUAGUUGAGCCCUCCGCUCUGAGGAGGACGGCACACGACUUGGCCAGGCGGGUUGCGCCUAAGGCUGCUGCUGGAGUAUACGGCGUGCUCAAAUCCGAGCUGUACGGUGAAGCAGACCGCGAGUUCCAAUUGAUCAGCAUGGUGUACUCUAGGCCUACCAGUAGACAGCCGAAGCUUAAGCUGUAG
Cladophialophora carrionii CBS 160.54 is the source of this 717-nucleotide messenger RNA. RefSeq lists its product as uncharacterized. Gene Ontology annotation, cellular component: peroxisome. Gene Ontology annotation, biological process: fatty acid beta-oxidation. Gene Ontology annotation, molecular function: enoyl-CoA hydratase activity; delta(3)-delta(2)-enoyl-CoA isomerase activity. The record is from RefSeq and is a predicted model, not a curated record. The transcript is spliced from 2 exons. Bases 1 to 717 code for a protein of 238 amino acids. NCBI's taxonomy places the organism in Eukaryota, Fungi, Ascomycota, Eurotiomycetes, Chaetothyriales, Herpotrichiellaceae.